Messenger RNA from Mycosarcoma maydis (corn smut), 501 nucleotides. RefSeq lists its product as uncharacterized. The transcript is spliced from 4 exons. Bases 1 to 501 code for a protein of 166 amino acids. NCBI's taxonomy places the organism in Eukaryota, Fungi, Basidiomycota, Ustilaginomycetes, Ustilaginales. The record is from RefSeq and is a predicted model, not a curated record.
AUGCCCCUCCAUCGCAUUUACGCUCCACCGGGGCUCUUCAGCAAAGAUGAAAAGCGAGAGCUGGUCAGCAGCAUUGCUGAUAUGUACAUCGGCGUUGGACUACCUGCCUUCCUCGUUAUCACACUCUUCUGCCCCAUCGACGGCGAGGAGGACUUCUUCAUCGGCAAGCAGAGCCAUGCCGAAAGAGCUCAAAGUCAAGGCAAGCCUUUCGUCCGAGUGGUUUCGCAACAUCUUGCGCGUACAGUCGAUGGGAAAGAACGCAGGCUGUCCCUAAUCCAACGACUCGAAGAUAGGUUCCGAGGUGUGUUCGAGGCCAAAAAUUGCGAAUGGGAGAUCCACAUCGAAGAGCCACCGGCCGACCUCUGGCACCUGAACGGGCUCAGCUACCCGGCACCAGGUACUGAAGCCGAGGCCCAAUGGAAAGCGGCCGACAAAUCAGUGCCGUACGAGGGUCCAACGAUCGCAGAUCAUCUCGCUCAAAAGUAUGCCGCCUCCUCGUAA